GACGUUUCGUGGAUCCCGUGAUUGAUCCUUUAUGCAUGCAAUGUGCCUCAUUCUUCGAGGUCUCUCAACAGCCAAUAGUUGUCCACGGAUACAUUUGAUAAGAUUAUCAAUCUGCGAUUUCUAGACAUGAUUUCGGCGCCGAUGGACUUCUUCUCCGCGCGUUCUGCAGGACUUCGCGAGCCCGAACGGUUGGGGCAAACGCAGAUCAUUUUCCUGUAUUUGCCUCCACUUGAUCCUUCGCAGAGUUCUGUCCCUCACCAAUGACGUUCUGAUCAUUUGACACGAAGGUCUCAUCCACAAAUCCGGAUCGUAACCGGAAAGGAUCCGGUGUCUUCAAUUUCUUAAUUGACGAUGAGCAUUAAAAUGGCUCAAGAGAAAGACGGCCAGGCUGUACUUCUCAUGUGGACGCAUUAGAUCAUGCAAUCUUCAAGCUUCAUAAUUAAAGAUGUGCUCCUUUUCGACGGGGAUAUCUUCACGGAGAAUGCUAUGGUGGUAGUUGAGGAUGGUCUAAUAUCACAGGUCGUGCCGCAUGGAAACAUUGAGGGAAAAUUCGCCAGCUUGUCGAUAAUCGCAAAGCCGGGCUACACUCUUAUUCCUGGUUUGAUCGAUUCCCACAUUCAUGGCCUGGAGGCAAACAUUGAAUGCCUCGAGCAAUCUUUAAGGUUCGGCGUCACCACAGUUUGCGACAUGCACAAUGACCCGGUAUCGUUGGCAAAGCUCAAAUCCCUUGCACACGAUCGCAACAUGCGGCACUUGUAUUCAGACUUCAAAUGUGCAGGAAUGGCAGCUUCCGUCACAGGACAGUGGCCUGUUCCAAUCCUUGAAUUAGAGUACAAAGACGAUGCUGAGCUUCUUCGAAAAAUCGUUGACAAGUUACCACAUAUCGACACGGUAGGCCAAGCGCAGGAACAUGUCAAUGCUCAGAUCGACCACUUUGGGGCGUCGUAUAUUAAAUUGAUGAACGAAAUGGGAGAUACGAUAGACAUGAGUCUUCCUCGGCCUCCUCUAGAAUUGCAGCAAGCUAUAGUGGAGGCCGCACACAAGCGAGGUGUAAUUGCCGUCGGUCACGCUUUCAGCUAUUCCGGAGUGAUGGAGUUGCUCGAAGCAGGCGUAGAUGGCCUGACACACUCCUUUCUAGACAGACCAGAAUCAGACGACUGGCUUAAGCUAAUGAAGAAGAACAACGUGCAUUGCAACCCAACCCUCGACUGUCUCGCGACGCACUGCGGGAACGGAGACGAGAUACAAGUGCCCUUUACAUCUCACCCCUUCGCUCAGCGGAUGCUCUUUGACAAGAGACCGAGAGAGUGCACUAACUUUGCGAAGAACAACGAGAAAGCCAGCUUCGCCAACGGAGUGCAGAAUGUGAAGGACAUGUACGCAGCGGGAGUGCCCCUCAUCGUCGGCUCCGACUGCGCCGGAAAACGGCUAGGCAAUCCGUAUGGUCUAGGAGUGCAUGAGGAAAUGUACUUGAUGACGAUAGUGGUGGGAAUGAAGCCCAUCGAUGUUCUGAAAGGAGCAACUUCGUUGAUUGCAGACCGGUUUGGUUUCAGCGAUCGAGGCCGUGUGAAAGAAGGGCUUAAGGCUGACUUGGUGUUGCUGGAGGGUGAUGUCAGAGAACUACUUGCGAAUGAGAAAGAGCUCUGCUUGCCAGUGCAGGCAGUCUGGAGGGAUGGCGUUCUGUGCUCUUCCUUUGAGGAUGGAUUGACGUGAUUCUGUUACGAAUUGUCUCUUUUGAAACCAUUCAUACACUGCGUCUUGCGAUGGACAAUGUCCUACAGAUAUGGAUCUUUCCAUGGUGUUGUCUGGCAAAGCUAUGACAAGGUCUCUUCAAAUUAUCGUCUCCAGAACAUUAGCAACAUUAUGAAUACUCUAUGCGUUAUGUGGACUUCUAUCCAACUACCAGUUAAUUCGAAUACCCGAUCUUAGCCUCACG
Verruconis gallopava is the source of this 1936-nucleotide messenger RNA. RefSeq lists its product as uncharacterized. The record is from RefSeq and is a predicted model, not a curated record. The transcript is spliced from 4 exons. Gene Ontology annotation, molecular function: hydrolase activity, acting on carbon-nitrogen (but not peptide) bonds. The coding region runs from base 418 to 1713 and encodes 431 amino acids. NCBI's taxonomy places the organism in Eukaryota, Fungi, Ascomycota, Dothideomycetes, Venturiales, Sympoventuriaceae.